Molecule: messenger RNA, 1713 nt
Organism: Neoarius graeffei (lesser salmon catfish)
Lineage: Eukaryota; Metazoa; Chordata; Actinopteri; Siluriformes; Ariidae
Gene: ldah
Product: lipid droplet associated hydrolase
Exons: 7
Coding region: 208-1173 (321 amino acids)
Biological process (GO): lipid storage
Cellular component (GO): lipid droplet
Molecular function (GO): lipase activity
Source: RefSeq, a predicted model, not a curated record
AUGAGAUGGUGGAGACCUUUGCGUGUUUUAACAAGAAAGUAAGCUGUGAUUCAUGUUAAAUUGGAUCUGUCUUUUAUCACAAACACUACCCAGCCUUGGUAUGGAGCCAAGGUUGUCGACAGAAGUCAACAGUUUGAUGAAGGAUGACCCCAGCAGUUUGAAACGGUACAAGGCCCAUCGCACGGCUGUGCUCAUCCAUCUCAUGCGAUGGGCAGCCUGAAAGAGGAUGCAGCUGUGGAGUAUGUCUACUGCAGAGGUGCUGUCACUGAGUUGCUUAAAUACGGGCACAGAGACCUGUACAUAGCUACUAAAAACUCUAAUGCACCCAAAGUACUCUUCCUCAUUAUCCCAGGCAACCCUGGCAUAGUGGGAUUUUAUAAGACCUUCAUGUGGACAUUAUAUCAGGCAUUUAACCAAAGAUACCCAGUCUGGGCUGUGAGUCAUGCUGGACACUGUGUGCCUCCAGACACAAUGGAUAUGGUUGAAGAUGCUCCGGCGGCCGAGUCAGAGGAUGUUUUUGGCUUGAAUGGACAGAUUGAGCACAAACUGGGCUUUCUCUUAGAACAUGUGCCCCGAGACACACACCUCGUCCUGAUUGGUCACUCAAUCGGCUGCUACAUCAUUCUGGAGAUGAUGAAGAGAGACGCAGAGUUAAAGGUGGUGAAGUCCGUGCUGCUGUUCCCCACUAUCGAGCGCAUGGCCUCUAGUCCGCAGGGCAAGGUCAUGACUCCUGUGCUGUGCCAUCUGCGCUACGUUGUCUACUUGCCAAUCUUCCUUCUCUCUCUCCUACCUGAGAGGCUCAAGGCUGGCAUGGUGCAGCUGGUUUUCAGGAACAUGCGUUCACUAGAUACAUCCUGCGUCUCAGCCACCCUCAGCUUGAUCAAUGUUGACUGUGCUGCUAAUGCUAUGUAUAUGGGAAGUCAAGAAAUGAAGAUGGUGCUAGAUCGAGAUAACUUGACCAUACAACAGCAUCUUGACAAGCUUGUUUUUUACUACGGAGCCACAGACCACUGGUGCCCUGUGCAGUACUACCAGGAUAUCCGAAGAGACUUUCCUGAUGGAGACAUUCGUUUGUGUGAACGCGGCCUACGCCAUGCAUUUGUCCUGGAUGCAGGUGACGAGAUGGCUAACAUGAUCACAGAGUGGAUCCGUAAUGACCUAAGAGGAUUAUAGUGCUCCUAAUAUCAAAGCAAACCUGACCACUGACCUGCACAGGCCCUGUAUUCCACUUCAGUUCACAGUGACUUACGAGGAACAGAUUAUCAAAGACCUUUUAAAGGCCUUUAUUAUGGUACUGAAACCCAAUGCUUCUCAAUAAACACGUGAAAAUGCCCAGAUCUUCAAAUUUCAGAUUUCCAAUUUCCGAUGAACUUUAGUUUUGUCCCGACCCCGAGCUUCUGUUAUUGUUUUUGUUGUUUAAUUCAGUGACAAUGUAAGUUAAAUCGGUAAGCACACAUUUCCUGUUUUGUGACCAAAGUUUUCCUAGAUUGUGCAAAUCUGAUUAACAGUCAGAUGAAAGUGUAGGGGGAAAAAACACGAGCCAUCAUUGCAACAAAACAUAGACCUCCAUAGACCCAAAUCUGGUGGGUGGUAACCCCCCAUCCCCACCCAAAAAAAAAAAAAAAGAUUUUUAUAUUGUGUAUUGUAAUUUAAUAUUAAUGGUUGGACCAGUGGCUUAUCAUUAAACUAUAAUAAAUUAUGGUAAAAUGUCAA